AUGAAUUUCUUUGAGAACAUAACUUUACGACGACGACGACGAUCAAUAUCUGGGACAGAAAGCUAUAAUGAAUGCAGUUCUCGGAACACAACAAUAGAGGGCGCAACAAUCAGUGCACCUAACAUAUCGGUCGACGAAGAUGAUGAAAUUGACGAUCUUAAACGUCAAAUUAGUGAACUUCAAUCACAAUUACAAGCAGCUCACGAAGAGAUAAAUAAUCUAUCUAUAGAAAAUACAGAUUUAAAAAAUACCCUAGAGGAAAUAAAUAAAAAACAUUCUUUAGUUAAAAAAGCUACAAAAAUUCUGUCAACUGAGAUCUGUACUCCGAUCAAAAAGAGAAACUCAAGACGGUCAACACCUUGCAAGAAAUCAAAGCCUCAUACGAGUACACAGUGCUAUAAAGAGGAUAACUCAGCGCUCGAAACCUCGAUACCUAGAAUACCUCUGACAGGGCAUAGAAGUGAGAAAGUAAAAGAAAUAGGCCUAGGGAUCCUGGCUAACGAGAUAACGUAA
Messenger RNA from Arctia plantaginis, 513 nucleotides. NCBI's taxonomy places the organism in Eukaryota, Metazoa, Arthropoda, Insecta, Lepidoptera, Erebidae. The record is from the annotation of a GenBank genome assembly.